CAAGUAUGGGAGACGCUAGAGACAACGAAGCCUACGAGGAGGAGCUUCUGGACUAUGAGGAAGAGGACGAGAAGAUCCCAGAUUCUGGAAGUAAAGUUAACGGCGAAGCCGUUAAGAAAGGGUACGUGGGAAUACACAGUUCGGGAUUCAGAGACUUCCUUUUGAAACCGGAGCUUCUUCGAGCUAUUGUUGACUCGGGAUUUGAACAUCCAUCCGAAGGUAAUAAACGCUAUUUCAAUCUAUUGGUUUGGAGUGAGCUUCGCAUUUGGUAAAGCCACCCAUUAAAAAGAUAUGGAGGUUAUAUUCUACUUAUAAAGGCUCCCUUCGGUGCAAUUUUCUUUGCUUCUCCACCAGUGCAACAUGAAUGUAUCCCUCAAGCUAUCUUGGGCAUGGAUGUUAUCUGCCAAGCAAAAUCUGGUAUGGGGAAGACUGCUGUGUUUGUGCUUUCGACUCUGCAACAGAUCGAACCAUCUCCUGGCCAGGUUUCGGCGCUUGUCUUGUGCCACACAAGAGAGUUAGCUUACCAGAUCUGCAAUGAGUUCGUGCGAUUCAGUACCUACCUGCCUGAUACAAAGGUUUCGGUUUUCUAUGGUGGAGUCAACAUUAAAAUUCACAGAGACUUGCUGAAGAAUGAAUGUCCUCACAUUGUUGUUGGAACACCUGGUCGGGUGCUUGCACUUGCCAGGGAAAAAGAUCUCUCUUUGAAGAAUGUGAGGCAUUUUAUUCUGGACGAGUGUGAUAAAAUGCUUGAGUCACUUGACAUGCGGAGAGAUGUGCAAGAGAUCUUUAAGAUGACUCCCCAUGACAAACAAGUGAUGAUGUUCUCAGCAACUCUCAGCAAAGAGAUACGCCCAGUCUGCAAGAAGUUCAUGCAAGAUCCAAUGGAAAUAUAUGUUGAUGAUGAAGCGAAAUUGACUCUUCAUGGGCUUGUCCAGCACUACAUCAAACUGAAUGAGUUGGAGAAGAACCGUAAGCUGAAUGACCUUCUUGAUGCAUUGGACUUUAAUCAAGUUGUCAUAUUUGUGAAGAGCGUGAACAGAGCUAAGGAGCUGAACAAAUUGCUUGUUGAAUGCAAUUUCCCCUCAAUAUGCAUUCACUCUGGCAUGUCUCAGGAAGAAAGGUUGACUCACUACAAAAGUUUCAAGGAAGGGCACAAGAGAAUUCUUGUGGCUACAGAUUUGGUAGGAAGAGGCAUUGACAUUGAGCGUGUCAACAUCGUUAUCAACUACGACAUGCCAGAUUCUGCUGAUACAUAUCUUCACAGGGUUGGGAGAGCCGGUAGGUUUGGAACUAAGGGUCUUGCAAUCACAUUUGUUGCAUCUACUUCAGAUUCGGGCGUUCUCAAUCAGGUACAAGAGAGGUUCGAGGUUGAUAUAAAGGAACUCCCUGAGCAGAUUGAUACUUCCACAUACAUGCCGUCUUAAAGUAGUAUUGCCUCUCAGGAAGAACCUCUUCAGAUGACAACCUUGUAGGCGUUCGAAGGUGUCAUGGAGAUUCGCAGCUAUCAUCAUCCCCUCUAUAUUGCUACUUUAGCCUUUUCUUUUGAGGACAAAAUUUCAUUUGGACCGUUUGUAACUUUUCGACAAAAUAUUUCGAGUUACUAUCAUGUUAAAAUCUUUCAUGUUUUUUUUUUUUUGCACAAGAGAAUAUUGUGUUGAGACCUCAGGAUUGAUAAUGCGUUGACGUUAGAGGAGGAUUGCUCU
Eutrema salsugineum is the source of this 1703-nucleotide messenger RNA. Its product is annotated as DEAD-box ATP-dependent RNA helicase 56. Gene Ontology annotation, molecular function: RNA binding; RNA helicase activity; ATP binding. NCBI's taxonomy places the organism in Eukaryota, Viridiplantae, Streptophyta, Magnoliopsida, Brassicales, Brassicaceae. The transcript has 11 exons. The coding region runs from base 390 to 1424 and encodes 344 amino acids. The record is from RefSeq and is a predicted model, not a curated record.